AUGGCCUUCUCCUUCGCUCCUUUGCCUUUAUCUCACCCUGAAGAGAUACACCAUGACCUUUCUCCGUUUAUACUUAUCCAUAAAACUGGUCGUAUUGAACGACUAGUCGGAGAAGAGACCACCCCUCCCUCAACCGAUCACACCACCGGAGUUCGCUCAAAAGAUGUCCAAAUCUCACCGGAAACAGGCCUCUCCGCCAGGAUCUACUUGCCAGGAGCUAUUACCUCCAAGAACAUAAACUCCCUGUCCUUAUUUACUUCCACGGUGGUGGUUUCGUUGUUGGAACAGCCUUCAGCGCCAUCUCAAUACGAUGAUUCUUGGGAAGCCAUCAAAUGGGCUGCUUUUCAUGCAACAACAAAUGGCACGGAGCCAUGGCUUAAUGACUAUGCUGAUUUUGAACGUCUGUUCUUUGGUGGGGAAAGUGCUGGUGCAAACAUAGCUCACCAAAUGGGGAUGAGGAUUGGGUUAGGAAAAGAUUUGGAUGCUUUUGGUGAUCGAGUGAAGCUUUCUGGGAUUAUCUUGAUUGAUCCGUACUUCUGGGGAGAAACACUAAUUGGUGGUGAGGUGAAGGCUGAUGUUAAGGAAAGAAAUAUCAUAGAAAAACUAUGGCGGGUAAUGAACCCAUCAUUUAGCAGUUUGGAUGACCCGUUAAUAAACCCGUCAAAAGACCCGACUCUAUGGAUGUUAGGGUGUAAAAAGGUACUUGUUUCUGUGGCUGAGAAAGAUUUGUUGAGGGAUAGAGGACGCUACUAUUAUGAAGUUCUGGGGAAAAGUGGAUGGAAUGGGCGAGUAGAUAUAAUUAAAGCCAAAGGAGAGGGACAUGCUUUCCAUUUGUUUACACCUUUUCGUGAAAACGCAACGACUUUGUUCAAGAGUAUGUUUUCUUUCAUCAAUGGGGACGAGUAA
Molecule: messenger RNA, 906 nt
Organism: Lactuca saligna
Lineage: Eukaryota; Viridiplantae; Streptophyta; Magnoliopsida; Asterales; Asteraceae
Source: the annotation of a GenBank genome assembly